This is a messenger RNA of Eleginops maclovinus (Patagonian blennie), 4276 nucleotides long. RefSeq names its product cell surface glycoprotein 1-like. The transcript has 12 exons. NCBI's taxonomy places the organism in Eukaryota, Metazoa, Chordata, Actinopteri, Perciformes, Eleginopidae. The record is from RefSeq and is a predicted model, not a curated record. The annotation marks the transcript as partial.
GAUGCUCCCACUGAUGCCCCAACUGAUGCCCCAACUGAUGCCCCCACUGACGCCCCCACUGACACCCCCACUGAUGCCCCCACUGAUGCCCCCACUGAUGCCCCCACUGAUGCUCCCACUGCUGCUCCCACUGAUGCCCCCACUGCUGCUCCCACUGAUGCCCCCACUGAUGCCCCAACUGAUGCCCCCACUGAUGCCCCAACUGAUGCCCCCACUGCUGCUCCCACUGAUGCCCCAACUGAUGCCCCCACUGCUGCUCCCAGUGCUGCCCCAACUGAUGCCCCCACUGAUGCCCCCACUGAUGCCCCAACUGAUGCCCCAACUGCUGCUCCCACUGCUGCUCCCACUGAUGCCCCCACUGCUGCUCCCACUGACGCCCCAACUGAUGCCCCAACUGAUGCCCCCACUGAUGCCCCCACUGCUGCUCCCACCGAUGCCCCAACUGAUGCCCCAACUGCUGCCCCAACUGCUGCCCCCACUGAUGCCCCCACUGCUGCACCCACCGAUGCCCCAACUGAUGCCCCAACUGAUGCUCCCACUGAUGCCCCAACUGCUGCUCCCACUGAUGCCCCAACUGAUGCCCCAACUGAUGCCCCAACUGAUGCCCCAACUGCUGCUCCCACUGAUGCCCCCACUGAUGCCCCAACUGAUGCCCCCACUGAUGCCCCAACUGAUGCCCCCACUGAUGCCCCCACUGCUGCUCCCACUGAUGCCCCAACUGAUGCCCCCACUGCUGCUCCCAGUGCUGCCCCAACUGAUGCCCCAACUGAUGCCCCAACUGCUGCUCCCACUGCUGCUCCCACUGAUGCCCCCACUGCUGCUCCCACUGAUGCCCCCACUGAUGCCCCAACUGAUGCCCCCACUGAUGCCCCAACUGAUGCCCCCACUGCUGCUCCCACUGAUGCCCCAACUGAUGCUCCCACUGAUGCCCCAACUGCUGCCCCAACUGAUGCCCCAACUGAUGCUCCCACUGAUGCUCCCACUGAUGCCCCCACUGCUGCUCCCACUGAUGCCCCCACUGAUGCCCCAACUGAUGCCCCCACUGAUGCCCCAACUGAUGCCCCCACUGCUGCUCCCACUGAUGCCCCAACUGAUGCCCCCACUGCUGCUCCCAGUGCUGCCCCAACUGAUGCCCCCACUGAUGCCCCCACCGAUGCCCCAACUGCUGCCGCAACUGAUGCCCCAACUGAUGCCCCUACUGAUGCCCCAACUGAUGCCCCAACUGAUGCCCCUACUGAUGCCCCUACUGAUGCCCCAACUGAUGCUCCCACUGAUGCCCCAACUGCUGCCCCAACUGAUGCCCCAACUGAUGCUCCAACUGAUGCCCCUACUGAUGCCCCAACUGAUGCUCCCACUGAUGCCCCAACUGCUGCCCCAACUGAUGCCCCAACUGAUGCUCCAACUGAUGCCCCUACUGAUGCCCCUACUGAUGCUCCCACUGAUGCCCCUACUGAUGCCCCAACUGAUGCUCCCACUGAUGCCCCAACUGAUGCCCCAACUGAUGCCCCUACUGAUGCCCCUACUGAUGCCCCAACUGAUGCUCCCACUGAUGCCCCUACUGAUGCCCCUACUGAUGCCCCAACUGAUGCUCCCACUGAUGCCCCAACUGAUGCCCCAACUGAUGCCCCUACUGAUGCCCCUACUGAUGCCCCAACUGAUGCUCCCACUGAUGCCCCAACUGAUGCCCCAACUGAUGCCCCUACUGAUGCCCCAACUGAUGCCCCAACUGAUGCCCCUACUGAUGCCCCUACUGAUGCCCCAACUGAUGCUCCCACUGAUGCCCCAACUGACACCCCAACUGAUGCCCCAACUGAUGCCCCAACUGAUGCCCCAACUGCUGCUCCCACUAAUGCCCCAACUGCUGCCGCAACUGAUGCCCCAACUGAUGCCCCUACUGAUGCCCCAACUGAUGCCCCAACUGAUGCCCCUACUGCUGCCCCUACUGAUGCCCCAACUGAUGCUCCCACUGAUGCCCCAACUGCUGCCCCAACUGAUGCCCCAACUGAUGCUCCCACUGAUGCCCCCACUGAUUCCCCAACUGAUGCCCCCACUGACGCCCCCACUGACACCCCCACUGAUGCCCCCACUGAUGCCCCCACUGAUGCCCCCACUGAUGCCCCCACUGAUGCCCCCACUGAUGUCCCCACUAAUGCCCCCACUGCUGCUCAGACUGACUACAUGGUGUGCACUGUUACUGGCUCCUCUGUCAUUGGUGUGUGGGACAGAGUGCACUCGGUGUUGGACCGCUGCGCCUACACUCUGAUGAAGUCUGAAGGAAGCUCAGAUUUCCACCUCGUGGCUGGGUUUGGGGAAAGACGGCGUACAGAUGUUGAUGAGCAGACUCUGACGCUCAGCAGCGUCGCUCAGCAGCAUAACGGCGUGCAGCUCUCCAUGAAGCAGAAUACAACUACUGUUGAGUUACCGUCUUACAAUAUGACCAUCUUUUUCGAUGGCAACACUGCACAUGUGGCAGGACAAAUAGAAGCUAUGCAGGGUUUGUGUGGCAGCCCAUCGGACUCCAGCAAGAACACCACCCUAACUGCAGAGAUGUCCUCUUCCUACAGCCCCCCUGGCUGUGAGACUCAGCACCAGGGCACGGUCGACAACUCGAUCAACUGCACCAUCGCCACUGACCACUGUAAUCUCAUGAGGCAGCCUCCCUUCUCCGCCUGUCACAGCCACACUGACCCAGAGCCGUACAUCAGCGCCUGCACACACACUCUGUGCAGAUACCCGUCAGUGGACGGUGUCGACUGCCAGUUCUUGGAGGCUUACGCCCAGUCCUGCAGCCUGAUAGCCAAUGUCACCCUGGAGGACUGGAGGUCAACGACCAGCUGCUCUGAUGUCCCUCUCUGUCAGCAGCCCUGCAGUGCUCAUGAGUUCUGUGGGGAGAAGCAUUGGCGUGGACGCUGCCUCUGUCGGGCUGUGUUCGCCUCCAAGUACAAGCCAACAAACUCUUUAGGCGAGCCGGCGAUCUGCAGGCAGAACUCGGCCUCUGUGACUCUAGCUGGAUGUCUGCUGGAGGACAAAGGCAUCGACUACUCUGUUUUACACCUCAACGACCCGAGCUGCAAGGGCCAGAUGGACUACCAGAGCCACAUGGUGACCUUCAGCUUCAACAGCAGCAACCUCUGUGGGACGGAGGUCGAGAAAAACAGCAGCCUGGUCCUCUACAAGAACACCAUCAUGACGAGGAACAUGUCCCAGCACAGCGUCAUCACCCGCCACGAUCAGGUCCAGAUCGACUUCUCCUGCCUGUACACAGAGCCAGAUGUCAAGAGUUUCUCCUUCAGGAUCAGAGACAGCUCUGUGCUGCAGAACAUGGUGUCUGGAGUGUGGAACUACACCGUGCAGAUGACCGCCUACGCAGACCCCACCCUCACGUAUGUUGUCCAUCCAGACACGGAGAUCCGGCUGAACCAGAGGGUCUGGUUACAGCUGAAGACGAGGGGGCUGGACGCCAACAAGGUCUCCAUCGUGACCGACUCCUGCUGGGCGACCAGCCAGUUAUCUCCCAAUGAUAGUCAGCGAUACGAGCUCAUCGUCAACGGAUGCCCGAAUGCUAACGACAAGACUGUGAAAUUGAGCGGAAACGGAGAGGGAACAUCCAACGUUUUCUCUUUUAACAUGUUCGAGUUCACAGGGGGAAAAAGAGAGAUUUUCCUGCACUGCAAACUGGAGCUGUGCGUCAAGAUGGGAAACUCCUGCGCUCCGACCUGCGGCAGAAACUCUUCCGCUCGCAGGAGGCGCAGAGCCUCUAAAUAUGUGGAUUCAAACCCAGCCUUCCUCUCUAUGUCCUGGUCUAACGAAAGACCAAUUUCGUCCCGAUAAGGAGCCGAAGACCUGACUGGAACAAAGAGAUGGCUGCUGCCAGAUAAUGUUCACCGGAGAUAACAUAUAGUCGCCUCUGAUUUAAAACAGAUGAAUCAUGAAUGUAACUAAAACAUUUAAAAUCUUGUGUUUUGUGCAAUGAAGAUAAUGUCCCUCAAUAUACUAUCUCUUAUAUAUAAUAUAUAUAUAUAUAUAUAAUAUAUAUAUAUAUAUAAUAUAUAUAUAUAUAAUAUAUAUAUAUAUAUAUAUUAUAUAUAUAUAUAUAUUAUAAUAUCUCUUUUAAAGUUAUAACUACCUACUUUAGUCUAAAUGUGACAACAGAAUGUUUGUGUUUUACUGACGUUAGGUCUUCAGCAGGAAGGAUAUCUCGAAGUCAAUGUGAACCUUAAAAUGUGCAUUAUGAGCGGGCAAAAGUCAAUACUAAUGAAGAAAUAAAUAAAACUGU